AUGAAAUCUCCUUAGAAAGAUAUUGAUCCAAUAAAAAUUGAUAGAAAGGUGAGUUCCUUUUGGUAAUUUAAAAACAUAUCAAACUUACCUCCUAACAUCGGCUUCGAUAAAUUCAACGUGUAUUCUGAAAAGAAGAAAACGUUCAAAGUUAUAGAGAUAGCCAAGUUGAAGAGCCUAAUCUUUAAGAAGAAGAAGAAUCAAACUGGAUAUAUGAUAGUAGAUGUUACAGAUUGCAUCGUAUCGAUAGUCGAAAACAGUCACAUUGGACACGGGCUAUCCUUUUCCAAGUCAACCUUUAAGUUUCUGAUAUUCGGGUCCCAAAUUCUCGAUUGGUUUGAAUCACUAAAAAAAUAUUGUUAUCAAACUGAAUUCAGCAAUAAGUAUGAGUUGCUGAAUUUGCUCAACAGAGGAUCAACAUACAAGGUAUACGAUGCAAUUAAUAUCUUCGAAUAAACAAAUUAUACUGUGAAAGUAUAUGAGAAAUAAAUAUUAACAAAAUAAUCCGAUAUUGAUGCAAUCAAAAAGGAGAUUCAAAUCUUUAGAUUGAUGAAUCAUCCUGGAGUGGUAAAUUUGAUAGAAGUCUUUGAAAAUGAACAAGAAUUCCUAAUAGUGUAUGAUUCAUUUGAAGGAGGCACUUUAACAGAUUUGAUAAAGAAAUAUCAGAUACCUGAAUAAUCAGCUGUUAAGAUAAUGUUCCGAUUGCUCAAUUCAAUCAGUUACAUUCAUGAGCAGUGUGUUCUACAUAGAAAUCUAAAGCCAGAAAACAUCUUAGUGAAGAACCCUUUGGCACCGUACAAUGUGUAUAUCAGUGACUUUAGUCUUGCAGAUUUCUUUAGGAGAGACGUUAAAUAUUUAUUUACACGUUGUGGCACUCCUGGUUAUGUGGCUCCAGAAAUUCUAUAAGACAAAAGUUAUGAUUUUAAGGUCGACGUCUACAGUUUAGGUGUCAUCUUCUAUACUAUGCUCUCUGGAGGUAUUUCCCCCUUCCCAACCAAAAGUUAUGAUGAAAGGAUUUUUCUCAAUUACCAUGGCCAAAUCGAUUUCUCUAUCAUUGAUACAUCACCUGAUGCACUUGAUCUCUUGAAGUAGAUGCUAGAAAUCAAUCCACAGAAACGAAUCAACUCAUCUUAGGCAAUUUGGCAUCCUGUGUUCAAAGGAUUACAUAAACUCAAAAUUACUAACUUAGAAUCAGAGAGGAGGAACUCUUCAAUCAAAUUAACCAUCAAAUAAAGUCUACCUCCUAAGACAAUUGAGAAUCUAAAACUAAUCCCUUGUCCCAUUAAUUAAUUGCCUGCUCCUUCAAAACAAUAUCAGAGAAGAUAAAAAUUUAGAAUCACAUUCAAAAAUAGCCGCUAGUCAUUAAGUAAUGCCUCAUCUCCUUUGACAUCCCCAGGAAAGAAUCUAUUUUCAACCCAAUCACAAAGAACACUCUUUUCUAAUUUCACUUGA
Molecule: messenger RNA, 1449 nt
Organism: Paramecium tetraurelia
Lineage: Eukaryota; Ciliophora; Oligohymenophorea; Peniculida; Parameciidae
Exons: 3
Biological process (GO): protein phosphorylation
Molecular function (GO): protein kinase activity; ATP binding
Source: RefSeq, a predicted model, not a curated record